GUGAAGUCAAGGUUUCGUUUUGCCAUGCUGUCACGGGGUCCCAGUUGUUUUCACGCUGAUCCUCCGAAAGGAGGUCAUUGCAUUAAGAAAUGCCUUUAGUUUUCUUGUUUACUGUCGUAAAAAUUGUUUUCAGAACGAGGAAAGCUUAAGACCUCCGUGGUUUAGUGCUUAUCGUUUGGCAAUCUUGCUAUGUACAAAUAUUUGGCGCUAUUUGGCUGUGGAUUAUUGCUCGCGUGCGCGCCAUAUGUUUACGAGGCGUUAAUAGGUCGACUCCGUGGCUUUGUGGAGCAGACCGACGCGAAAACGAUGGCUGAGCAGCUGUUUGAGGACUUUUGGCAAUGGAGGUUGAGCGACAGCCCCGAACUUGCGACGACGGUCGGCGUCCACGAUUACGAUGACAUCCUAGAGUCUUACUCGCUCCAGUCUUUCCAAGAAAGGAAGGACAAGGUAGGUCAAUUCUUGAAGCAAGCCAAAGGACUACUGAAGAGCGUUGAUGAUGAAUGGUGCUCUGCGAGUCUCCACAUUUUCAUUGAUGGCCUAGAAGGUUAUCUUCGUGGCAUUGACACAAUGGGGUACCUUUAUCCCAUCAGCUUCAUUGAGGGCAUCCACGUCGACCUUUCACUGACCAUCGACUACAUGGUGUUUAAGACGGCGGACGAUUAUAGGAAGCUGAUCUCGAGGUACAACAAGCUUCCGAAACAGCUUGAGGAAGUGAUGGAGCUCAUGAGGGAAGGCCUCAAGCAGAAACGUACGCUUCAUGCAGUUUCCUUGAAAGGAGUACUGGAAAGAUUAGCUGCCCUUCAGGUGUCUGCCAAGGAUUCGGAAUUCUUUGAACGUUUUAAAGAAUUCCCUGCGGGUAUUUCAGAGUCCGAGAGGAAGAUGUUAAUGCAAGAUGCAGAGAGGGCAAUUGAACGCUCGGUGCUCCCAGCAUUUGAGAAACUUCGGAAAUUCCUUAAGCAGGAAUAUUGGCUGCACCUCAGGCCAGAGAUAGCAGCCACUUCCUUACCCGGUGGCGAUGCAUACUACCGAGAAUGCUUGCGGUAUCAUCUGGAGUUGCCCCUGACUGCACAAGAAGUUCACGACAUGGGGCUUAAGGAAGUCGAACGGAUAUCUACUGGCAUGAAAGAGGUUAUACAAGCUCUUAACUUGAAGAUGAGUCCCAAGGAGUUUUCGGAGUCUCUUCGCGCCAAUGCAUCUUUUCGUUGCAAGUCCAGUGAAGAAGUGGUAGAAGGUUACAAGCGUAUCUUGAACCAAGACAUUCAACCCAAACUGCUGGAAAUUUUUCCAACAGUUCCAAAGUCAAAACUUCGGGUGCAACUUCAGCCCGCGUCCAAGUCCAGUGGGCCAGUCGCCAUGUACAUUCUGGGAACCCCCGACGGCUCCCGCCCCGGAACCUUCUACGUCAAUGCCAAUGACCUGUCUCGAUCGCCCAGCUUUGUGAUGCCGGCCCUGGCACUCCACGAAGGCAAUCCAGGACAUCAUUUGCAGGGCUCAUAUGCCAUGGAACUGCCCGGCAUGCCGUCGUUUCGGAGCCAAAUCGAGGACCGGCGCUAUAACGACGGACCUGUCCACUUCCCUAUUCACACUGCGUACGUGGAGGGCUGGGGGUUGUACAGCGAGUUCCUCGGAUACGAACUAGGUGUCUACAAAACCCUCUAUGACAGGUUUGGUCACCUGUCCCAGGAGAUGUUGCGUGCCUGCCGGUUAGUUGUAGACACUGGAAUGCAUGCCCUUGGGUGGUCAAGGGAAAAGGCCAUCAACUACUUGCUGGAACAUACCUCGUCCAGUCAAGGAGAAAUCGAGAGCGAGAUUGACCGGUACAUUACCUGGCCUGGACAGGCCUGUGCCUACAAAGUGGGAGAGCUUAAGAUAAGGCAACUACGAGAGAAAGCCAAGCAGGACCUAGGCUCCAAAUAUGACGACAGAAAGUUUCACAAGGUCAUCCUGGAUAAUCCGGGUCCCCUAACCUUUCUUGAGAAGAAGGUUGAUGAAUACAUUAGAGAGACAGGGAAACUGUGAUUUGGGGAAUGGGCUGGAAAUUGUAUGGCAUGGAACUGCAUUUUUAACAAUCGUCAUGGGUUGUUUCCGCCAGUUAAUCUCCAGCUCUUUUGGAGCAGUACUUCACAAAUUAUGUUGCAUCAAAGUCGAGGUAAAGUAACUGGGCAAGUCUUUUUGGGGUGGUAGUUUCUUUU
Molecule: messenger RNA, 2192 nt
Organism: Ixodes scapularis (black-legged tick)
Lineage: Eukaryota; Metazoa; Arthropoda; Arachnida; Ixodida; Ixodidae
Exons: 18
Coding region: 190-2019 (609 amino acids)
Source: RefSeq, a predicted model, not a curated record